Coprinopsis cinerea okayama7#130 is the source of this 944-nucleotide messenger RNA. RefSeq names its product multidrug resistance protein. Gene Ontology annotation, biological process: proteasome-mediated ubiquitin-dependent protein catabolic process; protein deubiquitination. The record is from RefSeq and is a predicted model, not a curated record. Gene Ontology annotation, cellular component: proteasome regulatory particle, lid subcomplex. Gene Ontology annotation, molecular function: proteasome binding; protein binding; metallopeptidase activity. The transcript is spliced from 6 exons. NCBI's taxonomy places the organism in Eukaryota, Fungi, Basidiomycota, Agaricomycetes, Agaricales, Psathyrellaceae. The coding region runs from base 12 to 944 and encodes 310 amino acids.
AACAAGUUAACAUGGACGCAGAGUUUCAACGAAUGAUGAUGGAGCAGCAGGGGAGAGGUCCUGGCAUGCAGGCUGGCGAUGGAACCGUACCAGACAAUGGCGAGAUCAUUCACAUAUCAUCGCUUGCUCUCCUCAAGAUGUUGAAGCAUGGUCGAGCCGGUGUGCCCAUGGAGGUCAUGGGCCUCAUGCUAGGAGAGUUCGUGGACGAAUAUACCGUCCAGGUGGUGGAUGUCUUCGCUAUGCCUCAGUCAGGGACAACGGUGACAGUCGAGUCCGUGGACCACGUUUUCCAAACGAAGAUGCUGGAAAUGCUGAAGCAAACAGGGCGACCGGAGGAAGUUGUUGGCUGGUAUCACUCUCAUCCAGGAUUUGGCUGCUGGCUUUCAAGCGUCGAUAUCAACACUCAACAAUCUUUUGAGUCUUUGGACCCCCGAGCUGUAGCAGUUGUCAUCGAUCCCAUACAAUCUGUGAAGGGAAAAGUGGUGAUCGACGCAUUCCGACUUAUCAACCAAGCCACCGUUAUUUCUGGACGAGAACCUCGGCAGACUACAUCCAACAUCGGCCAUAUCAACAAACCCUCUAUCCAGGCGCUUAUUCACGGUUUGAAUCGACAUUACUAUUCGAUAGCAGUGAACUAUCGGAAGACGGAACUCGAGCAGUCAAUGCUGAUGAAUCUGCACAAGCGGAACUGGACCGAGGGCUUGAAGCUGCGCGAUUUUCAUUUACACAAGCAGGAGAAUGAAAAGGCGAUCAAGUCUAUGCUUGCACUCUCAGCGGCCUACAACAAAUCCGUGCAGGAAGAGUCCACGCUGACCCCAGAACAACUAAAGACGCGACAUGUUGGGAAACAAGACCCGAAGCGGCAUUUGGAAGAGAGGGUCGAGAAAGCCAUGGGGGACCAGGUGGUCCAAAACCUGGGAACGAUGUUGUUGGCUGAGCUAUAG